This is a messenger RNA of Pseudogymnoascus destructans, 420 nucleotides long. RefSeq lists its product as uncharacterized. The transcript has 2 exons. The record is from RefSeq and is a predicted model, not a curated record. Lineage: Eukaryota; Fungi; Ascomycota; Leotiomycetes; Thelebolales; Thelebolaceae. The coding region runs from base 1 to 420 and encodes 139 amino acids.
AUGUCCGUAACUACCUCGGAUAAGGUGCAUCUACAGCAGCGCCAGCUUGGAGAACAGGCACAAAGGUCAUUGAAAGCAAUACAAGACUGGCUGUCUACCGAAGCGCCACCGGUUAUGUUCACACCACACGCGGAGGAUUUUCAUCUCUGUGUUGAUCCCCAGAUGUACAAGACUAUAAAACCUUUGCUUGAGGAGUUAGAUCUAGUCACAAACAAGGGGGUUUCGGUCGUGAGGAUUCCCGGUCCCAAAUCCGCACCAUUUUACAGCGACAAAGGUCCUGCAUACAUUAUUCCGAUCCGAGUCGAUGAAGGCACUAAGCCAGCCGUAUCGAACUGUCCUUUGAUACCAGGUCAAAGUACCUACAUCACCACCGGAGUCUAUAUUAGUCCGAAAAUAGACCUCAUGUUCGUUAUAGUGUGA